AUGAGACACACGCGUCGACAAGCUGCAGCCAAAUUGGCAGCACUUUUUUGGCUGCUGCUGGCAGUAGCUGGCGGCGAGACAUUGGGCAUUGGGAGCUCCAGCGAUUGGCCGCGCCGCCGCGAGCCGCCGCCGCCGAGCGGCGCAAGCUUCGACUAUAUUGUGGUUGGGGCGGGCAGCGCGGGCGCCAUUGUGGCCAGACGUUUGGCGGAGCAGCCGAACGUAACCGUGCUGCUGCUGGAGGCGGGCGAGGAACCGCCGCUGGAAUCGGAGUACUAUGCGCUGAGCGGACGGCUGCAUCACGACGCGCGCUACAUGUGGCUGGACGAGGCGGCGCCGAGUCCGCGCUGCUGCCAGGCGAUGCAGCCGCCGCACGGCUGCAGCUGGUGGCACGGACGCAUGCUCGGCGGCAGCGGCGCCAUCAAUGGCAACAUCUAUGUGCCCGGCAGUGCUGCCAAUUUCCACGACUGGCGCUGGCGUCUCGGCCUCAAUGGCUGGGACUGGCCGCAGGUGCAGCGCGCCUACCGCCAGCUGCAGCAGCGCCUGCAGCCCAGCCUGUUUCCGCUGGCGCCCGCCAUGCGGCCGCUCGCCGAGCUCAUCUAUGCCGCCAGCGCGGAGCUGGGCGUGCCCCCACUGCAGAAGCCCCUGCUUGCGGGCAGCAGCAUCGGCUACACGCAUCUGGUGCCCGCCACCAUUCACCUGGCUCGACGCGCCAGCAGCGCUCGCCAGUAUCUCUCCUCGGCCCAAGGGGCGUGGCCGGACGAUAACUUGCAGCUGGUGCGCGGCGCGGAGGCGCAGCGUCUGCUGCUCAGCGCCGGCGGGCGACGGGCGCGCGGCAUCACCUAUUAUCACGUGGCGAGCAAUCGUACGCUGUGGGCGUGGUCGCGCCGGGAGCUGGUGCUGAGCGCGGGCGCGCUCAACUCGCCCAAGCUGCUGCUGCUGUCCGGCAUCGGGCCCGGGCCGCAGCUGCGCAGGCUGGGCGUCAAGCCGCGCCUGCAGCUGGCGGGCGUGGGCCGCAAUCUGCACGAUCACGGCAUGCUGCCGCUCUACCUGCGCUUCACGCGCACCUGUGCCUUCAACAGCAGCGACGCUAGCGUCGGCAGCGAUGGCAGCGAUGCCAGCUUCGCCAUGAUGGGCUUCAUCAACUCGAGCGCGCCGGCCUGCGGCAUGUCGCAGCCGGAUGUGCAUGUGGCGGCGCACACGCUGCUGCCGCGCGGCAGCGCUGGCAGCUUUGGCUACUUGGGCUUCCGGACGUCGCUGAUCGCGGCGCAGCGUGCGGCACUGCAGCAGACGGCAAUGCUGCAGAUUAUGGGCUCGCUGCUGCUGCCGAGGUCGCGCGGUCGCGUCGAGCUGGGCAGCGCGGAGCCGCGGCAGCCGCCGCUGGUGCGGCAUUGUUAUGCGCGGCAUGCCGCGGACCGUGCCACCUUGCUGCGCUAUGUGCGCUACGUGCAGCGCCUGGCGGCGACGCGCGCCUUUCGCGGCUGCGGCCUGCGGCUGUGGCUGCCGCCGCUGCCCGAAUGCGACGCCCUGCCGCCGGACUCGGACGACUAUUGGCUGUGCCACAUGCGCUACAUGUUUGUGGGCGCGUGGCAUGCAGUCGGCAGCUGCCGCAUGGCCGCCGCCGGCGACCCGCGCGGCGUCGUCGAUGAGCGGCUGCGCGUGCGCGGCAUCCGCGGGUUGCGCGUCGUCGAUGCCAGCGUCAUCCCGGAAAUAACGGCGGGCAAUACGAAUGCGCCCACCAUGAUGAUUGCCGAGCAGGCGGCGCGCAUGAUACGCGAGGAUCAGCUGCAGCUGGAGCCAGUGCAGCAGCCGGACGAAGCGGAGAUUCCACAGUCAAAUGAGGCAGUGCAGCAAUCGGCUCCAAUCAAUCCAACCAAUCAAAUACCUGGCAGCCAAUAGAACCAAAGACCCAAAGCGGGUACGAGAUCUGAUAGGCCAAAAUAUACCCUCACUUAGUUGAAUAAAUUAAAAUAUAUAGUAUAUUAUCGGAUUGUGCCCAUAUACAACAGAGCAAUAAUAUCCGAAUAUAUCCCGACUUAAUAAAAUAAAUGUAUAUAUAUUGCUAUAUAUAUAUAAG
This is a messenger RNA of Drosophila montana, 2074 nucleotides long. RefSeq names its product Ecdysone oxidase (gene Eo). Gene Ontology annotation, molecular function: oxidoreductase activity, acting on CH-OH group of donors; flavin adenine dinucleotide binding. Bases 1 to 1896 code for a protein of 631 amino acids. NCBI's taxonomy places the organism in Eukaryota, Metazoa, Arthropoda, Insecta, Diptera, Drosophilidae. The transcript has a single exon. The record is from RefSeq and is a predicted model, not a curated record.